CCCCUCUGUCGAGUGGCGGCGUUUUUUUCCGUGCAAUACUUGCCUUGCAUAAAUUAUGUUCAUGACGUAGUGCAAAAAGACAAUUUUGUAUUAAAUUUGCGGGACUUUUCUGCGGAAAGCCUUGGUUUCGGUGUGCACGAAGGUGUUUGGUGUUCACCCAAGCUUCAGGUAACGGAGGAACCGUCAUUAAAUAUUAAGGGUAGGAGGUUGUACGUGCUGCCGACCCUCUUUAUCAAUGCAAAUGCAUCUUUUGUGUGCUGUCAUAGCGCCUAACUGCAAGCUGUGAGAUGAAUUUUUAAUUAUUCGGCUUAUAAACAAACUGUGCCUAAGCUUCUGAAAAGAGGAGUCGCUCCCCCCAAAAACCUGAAUUAUUUUCGUAUGUGGGCACAGUGACACCUGGGUGGUGUGAGUUAGGCGCUAUGGACCCGGAGGAGCUGUCUGCUAACGAAGGCCCCCUCACCGUUAACGAACAGCCGUUAGGUUCCUGCACUUUGAAAUUGCCUGCCCGAGACAACCAGGUGAUUGUGAUGUCGAGCCAUGAGACGAUCCGCGUGCUCGAGGUGGAGGUGGACGCGUCUCUGCCCGCCUCCGGGGCUGAUGGGAAGCGGGAGGCCGGGGCUGAGGAGGGGGAGAACCUCCCCCUGGAGCCCAGUGAGGGAGGGGCCCAGGACCUCCCCACACAGCCGUGUAACAGCGGUGGAGUAGUGUUGGCCGAUGGAGGCGUUGCCGUGGAAACAUCAGCCCCUGUGGUCCAGACGGUGGCCCCUGCUGGUGCCAUCAGCGUGUCCCUGGCGCAGCCCCAAACAGCUAUGCCCAUCACCGUGCAGGGCUGCCCACAGGUGCUGACCCAGGACAGCUUGGCCACCCUGAUGACGGGGGUGAUGGCCCAGCCCGGGUCUCUGGGCCAGCCGGUCCUGAUCCCGCUCAGCAUGGCGGGCCCCAUGGGGGGUCAGGGGGGUCUGGCUCUCAUCACCAUCCCCACGGCAACCGUGGCAACCCUGCCUGGGCUCACAGCCGCCACUCCCGCUGGAGGCGUCCUCAAACUGCCCCUCGGCCUGCAAACCGCCACGGUGUUGAACACGGUCCAGCCUCAGAUGCACACGGCGACGCAGGCCAUCCUGCAGCCUCCGGCCACGCCCACCCCGGGCGUGGCGCAGGUGGUGACCACCUCCGUCGCUCCUACCGUGCCCAGGGUCUCCGAGGCAACCGUAUCCAUGGCAGCUCCGCACACGGCGGGGCUGACUAUCAAUCCCGCCAUUAUCAGUGCAGCCUCUCUGGGGGCCCAGCCUCAGUUCAUAAGCUCACUGACGACCACGCCCAUCAUCACCAGCCAUCUCUCCGGUAUGGCGGGCCUCACCAGCCAGAUCAUCACCAACGCACAGGGACAGGUGAUCGGGACCCUCCCCUUCCUCCUAAACCCCACCUCCCUGGCGGGCGGGGCUGCUGCCCCUGCCCUCUCCUCUCAGAGCCUGCAGGUCCAGACUGUGUCUCCCCAGCUGGUGGUGAACGCCCAGGGCCAGAUCAUCGCCACCAUUGGAAAUGGCCCCGCCUCCACCGCCACGUCCGCCACCGUCCUCCCCAAGACCUCCGCACCCCUGACGCUCGCUAAGCCCAACACUCAGGGGCCCGUGGUGACCGUGACACAGCCUCCCGUGGUCAUCGCCCCCCAGCCCUCUGCGGUGAAGACGGUCACCUCCCUCUCCGCCCCCGUCCCCAUUGCCUGCGGGGACUCCCCCACAGUGGGCCAGCUCGUCAGCAAGCCCCAGCAGGGAGUCGCAGAGGAAGAGGGCAUUAAUCUGGAGGAAAUCCGUGAGUUCGCCAAGAACUUCAAGAUCCGCCGUCUCUCCCUGGGGCUCACGCAGACGCAAGUGGGACAGGCGCUCACUGCUACAGAGGGGCCCGCCUACAGCCAGUCUGCCAUCUGCAGGUUCGAGAAGCUGGACAUCACGCCCAAGAGCGCGCAGAAGCUGAAGCCGGUCCUGGAGAAGUGGCUGGCGGAGGCGGAGCUGUGGAACCAGAAGGGGCAGCAGAACCUGAUGGAGUUUGUGGGCGGGGAGCCGUCCAAGAAGCGCAAGAGGCGCACCAGCUUCACCCCGCAGGCCAUCGAGGUGCUGAACACCUACUUCGAGAAGAACGCCCUGCCCACGGGCCAGGAGAUCACCGAGAUCGCCAAGGAGCUCAACUACGACCGCGAGGUGGUCCGCGUCUGGUUCUGCAACCGGCGCCAGACCCUGAAGAACACCAGCAAGAUCAACGUCUUUCAGAUUCAGUAACAGAGCGUGGCGGGGCGGGGUUUGGGGGUGGGGCGGGAUAGGGGGUGAGGAAGGGGAUUGGUGCUCCGAUGGAGCGGCAAAGGAGUCGCAGCUGGAGGUCGAUGGGUUUUCUGAAAGUGAGGAGGCGGGACUUACUCUGUGCGGGAGGCGGGAUUUAAUUUGUGGGCGGCGCUCGUGAGGAGAGAACACAGCCCAAGAUGAAGGAUAGACGUGCGUGUGGACAAACGCGGAUUGCUCUUCCUAAUCCCCAGUUCGGGUUCCACCAUUUUCACAAAGGAGAUCUUUUUGGGGGAUGAGGAAGGGUGAGGGCUUCUAUUGGUUUUUAGCCCGUGUGGCAAUUUUAUAGUGACAAUCUUGUCAAGCCAGUCUGAGGGGAAUGUAACGCACGUGUUUUUAUGUGGGAACCUUCUCAGCCUGAGAUUGGCAUAACAUGGCAACCAGUGGGAUCCAAAUUUGGCCUUGUAUAGGAAGGAAGAAAAGUAUGCUACAACCGCUGCUGUUUCACCGCUGAGGUAGAUGGUCAUGGUGGAGCAUGGGUAAAGAAAGGCAGAAAGUGAAAAUCCAAAUCGAACCUCUCCUUCCCCGUACGGACGUCGAGAAUUUCGAUCUCCUGCGUACAUUUUGUAUUUUAACCUUUUCCGAUAUCAGUUUCACUAUGUUUGUGUCACGUCGGUGACUUUUGAAAAGCUGAUUGAAUUGGAAGUGGAGCAUGCUUUUAUUUACCUUGUUACAAUUACCUGACAUUUUAUAACGAUUGUUUCAUCAAUAUAAUAAGUAAUGCCGAUCUGUCAUGUUAAACAGAGAUCGGCAGUCACAGUGACUUUUCCAUCCAUCGACGAGAGAAAGUUAUGCCAUAUUUUGUUGAGUCUCGGUGCUUGCAAUGUGAGGAAAUGUAUGGUGCAGAUGGUAAGUGUGGCAGAAGGACAGUGUUCAGCAGUGGGGGGCAGAGCGAUUUGCAUAAGCCAUGCCAUUGGUUGCUUCUGGCAGGCAUUACAAACGAUGUCAGAACCAGCCAGCCAAUCAUGCUGAAGAAAAAAACGACAUGACCUGCCCUCUUCCAUCAUACGUCCCUUGCUUUUGGUCUGUCGAGAAGUUGUGUGUGUCAAAACAAAAUGAACUAGGCAUCCUUUUGUAAAUUUCACAGAUUGAGAACUGAAAGGAAUUUAUUUUCCAAUGUAUUUAUUUUUGUUCAGCUUAUUAAGCAGGUGGUUUUUGUGGCCGGGGGGGUGGGGGGGGGGGGUGGGGCGGGGUCUGGGUACGUUGGGCACAGGGCUGGCUAUGGCACAGAGGAGGCAACUGUCCAAGGGUACAGUACAGCCAAUAUUUUGUCCCAUGUCUAUGGUCAUAGAAGUACACCUGGAAUGAGACCACGUGUCCUGUCUCUGUAGGUUUAGGCAGCCCAUGGAUGGACUGGUAACUAAAUUACAGGGAACAGAAAUGGUUUAGAUGUAUGUGUGUAUAGCAGAGGCUUGAGAGACUGGUUACAAUAUAUGGGUUUAUAUAGAACAGAUGGAAAGAUUUUAUAUAUGAAACAGAUGCUUGAAAAGCUCCCAUAGUCUAAUUAAAGGGCUGCUGGUUUCCCCCAGUAUAUUAGUACAGUCACUGUCACUGGUGACAGCAAUACUCUCAAAGCUUCUUCAGAUAUCUUCUUACAGAAUAGAAGCUGGAACAUACUUAAAGACUUCUAAAUAAAUCUUGCAUAAAACAAAUAAGGGAACAAAACGUAAAAUUUUCAGUUCCUGUUUAGCCAGACUUGGGAGAGAAGCUGCUCUGAAGAAUAUUUCAUUCAAAAUACACUCUCAUUUGCUACUAAUCAGUGUUUAACUAAGCUGCUGAGCCAGAGAAGAGUGGCAUGAAUGUGAAAUAGAAAAAUGGGCGAUAAGACAUUCUAUUUACUGACCCUCAACUGCUUAUUAAACUGAGUUGUUUUAUGUUUUUUGUGGGCUUUUUAAAACCAGCAUUCUUUUCCCACAAUUUGGACUACCCUGUUGAAUUAGUGGGCUCUUCUUUAGUCUUGUCAACUGAAUACUGAUUUGUCAGUUUUGUUGCUUGGUAAUCGCAUUUCAUUUUUUUUUUUCAAUCUAUUUUUUCAUUAUUUAAAUGGGAAAAUAAAUUUUGACUAUAAGAACCCCCCUCAAUGGUGUCAAAAGUCAAAUGCAUGAAUGAAAGGUCACUCCAUUGCACAGUAGAAUGCUGACCUGAGUCCCUCCCAAUAUGUGAUUUGUCAGUCACGCUAUGUCAUGAAGCCAUUUGUAUAUUGAACUGGAUCUGCUUCUUCAGUUUACUGUAUGUGUGUUAGAUUGCCUGUCAUGAGCAGCCAAUAAUAUGCAACGCAUCAGGUUUUAAUUGAGUAGAGAUUUCUACUGAACUGAAGAAAGUUGCAAUUUUAGUCUUGGAAUUAUAGGAGUUUUAUUUCUACCUUGUUAUUGUAUUUUAAUGCUACUGUUAUUAAGCCUUAAUGAUACACAAUCAUUUUCCUUGCAUUGGCUUUUCAGGCUAUGAAUAAAAUAGAAGUUCUGAGGCAAAACUGUAGCAAAAAUAGAAGUACCCAGCUGUUUUAUAAAAUGAGAACAAAAACAAAUGGUAAACAAAUUCUAGGCCUUAAAACCUACACCAGAAACUAGUACAUUUAAUUCUUCAGUGCCCAUUUCCUUUCUGCAAGAGUGGAACAGAUUCACUGGCCAUUGUAGUUCUCCCAGUGAACACUGUUCAGUCUAAGUUUCCAGAUUUUCUCACAGUUUUGGCAUGUAUGGCCUGUAACUGAAAUUUUGCACAGUCAUGUAAUGGGCAUCGGGUCUCUUGCUGAAUUUAAAAUCAGUUGCUUUACAGAAGAAAGCUGUUACUUUGGCAUCGUUCUGCCAUCAAACUUUUUGUGGAGGAAUGAGGAGAAUGACAAUAAAAGAACCAAAGUAUGGAAAGGGGAUAGUGUCUCUGACAGACAUUUACUGGCUCGUGGUACUGAUUGAGAGAAGGCUACUGGGAUCACAACUUCGAGUACUAAUAUGUAAGAAAUAACAUAGCCAACCAUUUUUGGUGGAGAUAUGAGAGGAAUAGAGUUGUCUUGGAAUUGUUUUGGGGGU
Anguilla rostrata (American eel) is the source of this 5353-nucleotide messenger RNA. RefSeq names its product POU class 6 homeobox 1 (gene pou6f1). Gene Ontology annotation, molecular function: DNA-binding transcription factor activity, RNA polymerase II-specific; RNA polymerase II cis-regulatory region sequence-specific DNA binding. Gene Ontology annotation, biological process: regulation of transcription by RNA polymerase II. The record is from RefSeq and is a predicted model, not a curated record. NCBI's taxonomy places the organism in Eukaryota, Metazoa, Chordata, Actinopteri, Anguilliformes, Anguillidae. The transcript has 12 exons. Bases 420 to 2273 code for a protein of 617 amino acids.